Messenger RNA from Anoplopoma fimbria (sablefish), 945 nucleotides. RefSeq names its product mu-type opioid receptor-like. Gene Ontology annotation, cellular component: membrane. Lineage: Eukaryota; Metazoa; Chordata; Actinopteri; Perciformes; Anoplopomatidae. Gene Ontology annotation, molecular function: G protein-coupled receptor activity. The transcript has 2 exons. The record is from RefSeq and is a predicted model, not a curated record. Gene Ontology annotation, biological process: G protein-coupled receptor signaling pathway. The coding region runs from base 1 to 936 and encodes 311 amino acids.
AUGCUCCCCUCCAACACCACGGACUCUAUGACAGGAGGAGGAGUUCCUCUCUCGGUGAACUUUGACAGUCCCGACGAUUAUUUCAUCUUCAUUUUCCAGCUCUUGUUCGCAACCACCGUCGUUCUGGUGGCCGGACCCGUAGUCAUCACCAUCUUAGCCACCAGAUCCCUCCGCCUCCAGAACAGGUUCCUCUUCAUGCUGAACACCAGCAUCUGUGACACUCUGGUUGGGUUCUCGGUGUUUUAUCUCGGUCUGUUCGAUGUUCAGGAGGGCUAUCCAUCCAGAAACGGGACGUAUAAUAUCCUGCCCUCGCUUCUAGGGGUCAACAUAUUGACGUUCUUGUUCGCGCAGUUCGACCGGUACUUCGCCGUGUGCCACCCGUACAUCUACGGCCGCUUCAUCACGAGGCAGUUCGUGAUCGGCGUCAACGUCUACUGCUGGGUUUACAACAUCGCGCACCUGAUCGUCAGGAAUCUGCUGCCGGUCUCCAAAGCCAUACAGAUGUACGUGUUCAGCAUUGUCAUCUUCCAGAUGAUCGUGUUCACCAAAGUGGUCAUGACCGUCAAACUGUACGUGGUCGCCAGGUUCCAGCUCGAGAGAGACCCUCCCGGUCCCGAGAAGGAAAACAAGAAGGAAUCUUUGAGAAUUAUUAUCUUUGUUGUCAUAAGCUUCUUGGUGUUGUGGUGCCCCUCUUUUGUCAAUAUCAUCAUCAGAUUCGUGUUGGGUGGAGGCCUGACGUUUAGGAACGAGGCCACCAAUGUGUUCGCCAUCAUGGCUCGCUUCAACGCGGUGUGCACUCCGUCCGUGUACAUCUGGGGGAGUCCGGCUCUGAGGGAAGCCCUGGUGAGGACCGUGUGGGGCAGAGUGUGUCCGAGAUGCAAGACGAGAGUCGGCUCUUGUCACGUGAAGGGAGACACCAACACGGCAUGGAAAUAAUCAAGAACC